AUGAAGAUACGAGGAGGACAAGAGUCCCAGGUGAGCGUGGAGGUGGUGAUCCAGCAGCAGUUCCACCGGGCCCUGGUGGGGCCCAAGGGCAGCCGGCUGCAGCAGCUCACCAAGGAGCACCAGGUGCAGGUGCAGCUCCCCGAGAGGGACGACGGCAACACAGGGCCCCCCGGUCCGGACCCCGCGGCCCCCCAGGAGAACGGCGAGGCCGCGCCCCACGCCGAGGCCGCGCCCCGCAAGUGUGACAUCAUCAUCGUCUCGGGGCGGCCGGAGAAGUGUGAGCUGGCGAAGGCUGCCCUGCUGGCGCUGGUGCCGGUGACGGAGGACGUGGAGGUGUCGUACGAGCUCCACCGCUACAUCAUCGGCCAGAAGGGCAGCGGCAUCAGGAAGAUGAUGGAGGAGUACGAGGUGAACAUCUGGGUGCCCCAGCCGGAGCAGCAGUGGGACGUGGUCCGGGUGACGGGUCAGCUGACCAACGUGGGGCGGGCCAGAGAGGGCCUGCUGCAGAGAGUCAGGGAGCUGCAGGCGGAGCAGGAGGACCGGGCGCUGCGCAGCUUCAAGGUCACCAUGUCGGUGGAGCCCCGCUUCCACCCCAAGAUCAUCGGGAGGAAGGGCGCCGUCAUCUCCCAGAUCAGGAAGGACCACGACGUCAGCAUCCAGUUCCCCGAGAAGGGCGACGAGCAGCAGGACGUGCUGGUGAUCUGGGGCUACGAGGCCAACGUGGGGGGGGCCCGGGGUGCCCUGGAGCGGCUGGUGGCGGAGCUGCGGGAGAUGGUGAGCCAGGACGUCCGGCUGGACCCCCGCACGCACGCCCGCGUCAUCGGGGCCCGCGGCAAGGCCAUCCGCAAGCUGAUGGAGGAGUUCAAGGUGGACAUUAAAUUCCCCCCUCCCGGUUCUGAGGAGCCGGACCGCGUCGCUGUAACGGGACUGCCUGAGGCCGUGGACAACGCCAUACACCACCUCCUCAACCUGGAGGAGGAGUAUAUGCUGAGCGUGACGGAGACGGAGACCCUGGCGGCCUACAUGAAGCCCCCCUCCCGCUACGGGGGAGGGGGCGUGGGCGGGGGAGGGGGGGAGGACAGCAACGGGGCCCCGGCCAAGGGCUACGUGGUGCGGGACGCCCCGUGGAACGCCCCAGGAGGGGACAAGGCUCCAGACAUGAGCAGCGCAGAGGACUUCCCAACGUUCGGGGCCAGCGUGGCCCCCAAGCAGAGCUCCGCCUGGGGCCCCAAGAAGGUCUGAGGAGCCACCGGGACUGUUUCAACAGCAGGCCUCCCCCCUCCCCCCUCCCCUCACCCCCCCUCCCCCUCCCCCUCCCCCCUGAGAGCCGCAACCACCAGCCAUUUUGGAGGGUGUGAGAAAGAGAGCGGCCUUCUUCUCUGCUCUCCUCUCCACCUCCUUUUUAAUCCGUCUCCCCCCCACCUAACACACACACACACACACACACACGCACGCACGCGCGCGCGUGCGCGCGCGCGCACACACACACACACACACACACACACACACACACACACACACACACACACACACACACACACACACACACACACACACACACACACACACACACACACACACACACACACACACACACACACACACACACACACAAUAUCCCAGAACCCAAAACAAACAUGGACCACGAUGUUAAUAUUUUUCUCUCAAACUUUCGAGCGCUCUCCUCUCUCUGCCGCUCUGUUAUGUCGCCGCCGUACUCCAAAAACGCUUUUGAGAUUCCGAUAACCCCCCUGCGCGCCCCCCAAACCGACAUUCAGCCUGACUGCAGCACUUCGUAGACGAAUGUUUGGGAACAGUCUUCGGAAGUGCCUGAGCGAGCGCAGAGCAGGGCGGUAUCGGACGUGUUCGAAUUUUAAUCCGAAAUUCGUAGAUAUUAGCGUUUUAGCUUUUUGAUUAUUUAUUUUGUACGUGUAAAAGAACAGUGUCUGUGUCGCAGGGCCCAGGUUUUAAUGUAUUUUGUUUUUUUUCCCUGUAAUUUGAACUGAAAAGAUGUGAAUGUCCAUCUACUGUAUUGUCUCUACUGUGAAGGCUGUUUUUUCAUCGGUUCGGAGCGGUUCCACCCUGAACCUCAGUGAUCCUGCUCAUUUAUCUUUUUUGUAAAGCACUGACUGUAGCCUGAUGCUUUUGAAGACCUUUUAUUUAUUUUUUACGAAGUGUGUUCAAAGGCGUGGGUUGCGGAAAAAUCUCACAUUUGAAGUGAAAUAAGUACGUGAACCCUGUUUUAAUUUCUAUGUUUUACGGCUCAUUUGAAGGUGCGUGUGUGUGUGCGUGCCUGAGAGAUUUGUAUGCGUGCAAGGAAGGAUUAUUCUUGAAUGAAGCUUGACCAAACUCAAAAUGUGUCGUCAGUUUUAUCUUCACACUUGCUGUCAUUUUGUUUGUAAUUUUAAGGUUAUGUUUUCUCCCUAUCUGUCAUCAGGUCACUUUUAAGUUUCACGAUCUUUGUCAAGAUGUCGGACUACACGGGCAGCUCCCUCUAGGAUUCAUCCAACUUUUGUGUAACAAUGUUUGACUUCAAGUCAUUUUGGGUAGCACAAAACAGUACAUUUUCCAUCCAUUAUUAAUCGUAUUUAUGUUCUUCGCUCAGAUGAUCGAUCGUGUCGUGCGACCGAGAUCAAUCCUCCAUACAGAACCGAACCCCCGCAAUGUAUGCUUCCACCCGUGGCUGCAUUCAUAACGGUGACGAGUGGGGUCCCAGUCCUACUUUUUCCGGCAUGUUCUAUGGCGGACUAUGCAAACCAACCAGGAUAUUCCAUUUAAAAUUUGGCGCAAUUCUUCGUUUUUUUAUUUGUAUUUCCGUGACUUUAUGACAUUCUUCUCGUGUCUCUCUCAGCCCCAAUUUCAGCCUUUUUUUAACACAAUGGCGGCCAUUUCGGACGAGACGAGGCUUGCGCGGCCUCUUGCUGUACUCUUAGGGUAAUGGGUUCAUGAAAUGGCUGCCCAAAAGCUGCUGUCUUUUAUGUUUCCUGUCAAAUCUUAAAGAAAACACACUAUUGGCCUUAAUGAGUAAAAAGUGUUCAACAUUUUGAUGAAUAAAAAGGUGUGAUUGAAGCGUGUGCGAUUGCAAUACCAGGGUCAGUGACUGGUUUCCUACUCUUAAUAAAAUGUAAUGACAUGAA
Gadus macrocephalus (Pacific cod) is the source of this 3137-nucleotide messenger RNA. It is a transcript of the gene hdlbpb, whose product is annotated as high density lipoprotein binding protein b. Gene Ontology annotation, molecular function: mRNA binding. Bases 1 to 1242 code for a protein of 413 amino acids. Lineage: Eukaryota; Metazoa; Chordata; Actinopteri; Gadiformes; Gadidae. Gene Ontology annotation, cellular component: cytoplasm; nucleus. The transcript has 10 exons. The record is from RefSeq and is a predicted model, not a curated record.